Molecule: messenger RNA, 1740 nt
Organism: Suricata suricatta (meerkat)
Lineage: Eukaryota; Metazoa; Chordata; Mammalia; Carnivora; Herpestidae
Gene: KCNK1
Product: potassium two pore domain channel subfamily K member 1
Exons: 3
Coding region: 33-701 (222 amino acids)
Biological process (GO): potassium ion transmembrane transport; stabilization of membrane potential
Cellular component (GO): membrane
Molecular function (GO): potassium ion leak channel activity
Source: RefSeq, a predicted model, not a curated record
GGAAGCGCUGCAUUCCCUGCCCUGUAGAUGACAUGGAUGGAAGGGGUUAUGGCCACACCGUGCCCUUGUCAGACGGAGGCAAGGCCUUCUGCAUCAUCUACUCGGUCAUCGGCAUCCCCUUCACCCUCCUGUUCCUGACGGCGGUGGUCCAGCGUGUCACCAUCCACGUCACCCGCAGGCCUGUGCUCUACUUCCACGUACGCUGGGGCUUCUCCAAGCAGGUGGUGGCCAUCGUCCACGCCGUUCUCCUAGGCUUUGUCACCGUGUCCUGCUUCUUCUUCAUCCCUGCAGCCGUGUUCUCCAUCCUGGAGGAUGACUGGAACUUUCUGGAGUCGUUUUAUUUUUGUUUUAUUUCCCUGAGUACCAUCGGCCUGGGGGAUUACGUUCCUGGAGAAGCCUACAAUCAGAAGUUCAGAGAGCUCUAUAAGAUUGGGAUCACGUGUUACCUCCUGCUCGGCCUCAUUGCCAUGCUGGUAGUUCUGGAAACAUUCUGUGAACUCCACGAGCUGAAAAAAUUCAGGAAAAUGUUCUACGUGAAGAAGGACAAGGACGAGGAUCGGGUCCACAUCAUCGAGCACGACCAGCUGUCCUUCUCGUCCAUCGCAGACCAGGCGGCCGGCCCGAAGGAGGACCGGAAGCAGAACGAGCCUUUCGUGGGCCCGCAGUCCUCUGCCCACCCCGACGGCCCGGCAGGCAACUGAGGGCUUUGCCGGGUCGUCCGGGAGCAGCCGGGGGAGGGCAGCGAGCGAGAGCCUUUGUCUUAUUUGUUUGUAAGAGAAUAUAGACACCAAGAUGGUAUUUUAACAAAUACCUGCAGUUCAAAAUAUUUACAAAAAAAAACAGCAAAAAAAACAAAACCAUAAAAACACACACACACACAAAACAGAAAACCCCACAUACAGAAAAACCCCAAUAUAACAGAACAGAGGAAGCCUUUACUCUGGAUGACUGUCUGAUAUCUGAGGAAAUGGGAUAUGUACCUAUAAUUCACAUGAGACAAAAUUACCUAGACUUUACUAAUGGGUGAAGAAUACUUGAAGAAAUGUGCUGCUGGGGAGAGACACGGAUUUUACACUUAUAAUUGGGGACUUGAGGAUUUGCAUUCAAAUCAUCUUAGCUCAUGGCUAAAUAGCAACAUUUAUAUUUAAAAGCAAAAAAAAAAGAGAAGCAUAGAGAUACGUUUUAUAAAUAAGUUUAUGUGUACCGGUCUGCAUGUGCCCGUCCAAGAUCAUUAUUUUUGUAGAAUCUAACUUAAAACCUACUAUUUAUAAUGAAUAGGUAACCAUUAACUGUGUACAUACACGUCUAAAGAUGUUUAUAUCUUGUACAUAUAUGGUUUCAGUCUCCAGGUCUCAGCAUACUUCUUAAUCCAAGAUUGUAGAUACUUUUCCUUUUGAUUUCUCUUUAUACUAAAGAAUCGAGCAUUGCUACAAUAAAAUAAGGGAAAUAAUACACUUAAGAGUGAGUUACUAUAUAUUCUACAAUAAAUGUUUCUACCCUUUGCAAUAGAAUGAUCCCAGAUGUCUAAAAUGUUUGUUGUGUUUUUCCGGAGGUGGUCAAGUAAUGAAUAACGUGAUUUGUAAAAGAAGUUAUUUUGUUUUGAAAGUGCGUGCUUUGUAGUCACUUAAUGCUAAAGCCCAGGACAUGAACACAGAAGCCCCAGGUGAAGAGAUUCUGUCAAAUCAGAGAGUUUUUUAUAAUUUAUAAGCAGAAAUCAAUAAAAAUCCUAGCUGGUCGCAA